Racocetra fulgida is the source of this 636-nucleotide messenger RNA. The record is from the annotation of a GenBank genome assembly. Lineage: Eukaryota; Fungi; Glomeromycota; Glomeromycetes; Diversisporales; Gigasporaceae.
UAUACUACUCGUCAAGGUGUCUUAAAUUUAGCUAAUAGACUACCGACAGACAUAAAUCGUCCUGAUCUUGGGCCCAAAAUGUAUAAUGCUUACGGUUCUGAAGAUGCUGAUGGCGGAAAUGGUACAACAAAUCUUCAUUUAGAUAUGACAGAUGCCGUUAAUAUGAUGGCUUAUGCACCAAAUGUCGAAAAUAGACUUGAAAACGAACAACUCAAGCCAUCAGCAGCUGUCUGGGACAUUUAUCAUAUUUCAGAUCUACCGCGCAUUCGUAGAUUCUUGCGUAAAAUUGCCAAUGAAAGAGGCUUACUAAUUGAUAGUCCCAUUCACGAUCAAUGUUUUUAUCUGGAUUCAACGUUGCGUAGUCGUCUUUUGCAAGAAGAAGGUGUUAGUGGUUGGAGAAUUUACCAGAAUCCUGGAGAUGCAGUGUUUGUUCCUGCUGGUUGUGCUCAUCAAGUGUGUAAUUAUACAAGUUGCAUCAAAGUGGCUGUCGAUUUUGUAUCACCAGAAGGCGUGGGACGAAGUCUUAUUAUCAGUAAACAAUUUCGUAAAUUGUCUAGAUCGCAUAAAAGAAAGAAAGAUAUUUUGCAGCUUCCUGUUAUUCUGUAUCAUGCCUGGACGACCUCAUCUACUAAAUAA